Phoenix dactylifera (date palm) is the source of this 2996-nucleotide messenger RNA. The record is from RefSeq and is a predicted model, not a curated record. NCBI's taxonomy places the organism in Eukaryota, Viridiplantae, Streptophyta, Magnoliopsida, Arecales, Arecaceae.
UGUCAUGCAUUUUAAUUACAUGUGCAUUAUAACUAGUACAUACAAACACCUUAUACUUUUUUUUGUUCCGUAACAUUUUCUACAUUAUCAAUCUAGGAGAAAGCUAUUUCAUUAAUAUUAUUUUUGCAAAUGCAUCCUGCAUCUAUUUACCAAUUUCAACUAAAACAAUAAUAUAUAUGAACAAAAGUUUAAUUUGUCUGUUCUCAAGCAUCCGGCUCGUCCGUUUUGAGCCCUGCAGCCUUGACCGCCUUGCCUAUCCGCAAGCUACGCUGGUACCUGUACGAGCAAUACAAGGUUAUUGACGCAUUCCGCCUUCGUUUCCACUUCCCCCGCCUACUCUCUUUCCUUCAUCUCUCUUCCCCCUCUUCCUCCUCUAGGCAGCAGCAUCUUGAUCGGUUUGUUCAAUUCAGACCGAGAUCCUCCACAAAAAUGGCUUGCAUGGUGAUCCAGAGCUGGACCUUGUCCACCCUCGUGGGGGCAUACCUCGACCUGGCCCUCGCCUACCUCUUCCUUUGCGCCUCCGCCCUCACCUUCUUUGCGUCCAAGUUCUUGGCUUUCUUCGGCCUCGCCUUGCCAUGCCCAUGCAAUGGCCUCUUCGGCCAGCCACGCUGCCUCCAACGCCUCCUCGUCGACUACCCUCCCAACAAAAUCGCGGCGGUCCACAUGUCUCUGCGCAGACGAUUCCCCUUUGAUUGCCCUCACUGCAACCACGGCUAUGACGUCGGCUUCUUGACAGAUGGCGGCGCGGAGGAGUCGAGUGGAUCCACUUCUGACGAUACCCUCAACUCCAACAAGAGAGCCUCCCAAGAAGAUGUCAAGGAUGAGGGGUGUCUUUUUGGAGAGAGGCCACCGUCGUCCCCUCACCGGCGGCGAUGCCGGAGGCCUCCUCUCAGUCCCCGAGCGAGGUCUCCCCGAGCCUCGCCCACUCCGCCACCGCACUUGGCGGGUUGCCAAGGGGAGGUCAAUCCCCGUAUGUCCUUCAGCAUCGAUGGCCAGGUCCAACUGGGAGUGUCUGAAGAGAGAGAUGGUCUUCACCUUUACGAAAUUUGGCAAGUUAUCUUGUACUCCAUUGUAGGUGAAUGCAUUGGAUUAGACAAAGGAACUGCUUCUGAUACUGAAUGUAAUUUUAUGGAGAAGGACGCAUCGGCUGGCGGUCAAGAGGUAAGUGGAUCUGAGGGAAAUGUGACUACUGUUACAAGAAAUUUGCAACGGGCGCUUAAAAAAGAGCAGUCUGCUCAUGCUGCCCUCUCUGUGGAAUUGAAGAAAGAGAGGAGCGCUGCUGCUACAGCUGCGGACGAGGCCAUGGCAAUGAUACUGCGCCUCCAGAAGGAAAAGGCGGAAAUUGAGAUGGAAGCUCGGCAGUACCGAAGUAUUGUUGAAGAGAAAUCUGCUUUCGAUGGAGAAGAGAUGGUGAUUCUUAAGGAGAUCAUUGUGAGGCGGGAAAGAGAGAAUCAUGUCUUAGAGAAAGAAGUUAAUGCUUAUCGGCAAAUGAUACUUAGUGGUGGCGAGCAGCAAGCUGACAUUGAUCUGCAUGAUAUGACACAGCUGAUGGAACAGAAGCCUGGUUCUUCAUCUGAGCCAUUGGAUGACCCUAUGCAACAGAUCAAUGCAUCUGUUGACAAGAAGGAAGAGGUGAACAGUAUGUUCCACGAGGCGGAUGAUACUGGGCCUUUGGUUGGUGAUAGGCAAAACUGCACUACUGGUUUUGGCAAAGAAUGCAUGUUUGAAAAUAACUUAGGCCAUUCAAUUCAUGGGUAUGUUGAGCAGGAUGAUGAAAUGAAGUGGCUUCAAGAAGAAAUCUUGGCUCGUAGAGAUGAACAGAACAUCGAAAUCCAGGAGAAGGGCAUGGUGGCAUUGCACGAGGUUACCUCUCAUUUGACUGAUGAAGAUGGUGCAAGGAUAAGAGAAAUUGAGAUGAGACUUCCUUUAGGUCAAUUAGAUAGGGAGAAAGGUCAAAAUUCUUGUCACAGACGUAGUGGUUUAACUCAGUCUGAGGCUGAAGUAUGUAUCCAUGAUGUACAUGUCAUUGAAGACAAAACCCAUUUGGGGGACAAGAGAUAUUUAAGGGAAAGAGGUGUACCUCGGGAUGAUAAUGUGAAGAAUGAACUAUAUCGAACUAGGUCUGUUGAUCGUUCAACUAGCAACAAAGCUACAGGAUGGGGUGCUGGGAAACUAAACAUUUGUAGAAGUUGCUCAGAUGUAACACAGAUGGGGCAAAUGAUGGGCGGUUUUUGUGAGAAAGCUUCAUGCUUUGAUUUGAGGAGGCGUUCCGUGUCUGCAGUUGACUAUGAAAGGUUUAUACUAGAAAGUGAAGUUGAGCUCUUAAGGGAAAGACUAAAGAUCAUACAACAAGGAAGAGAACAGAUGAGCUUUUCUAUAGAGCGCAAGAAGGAAUCUGACCAGUUGCCGUUCUCGAAGGAAAUAUCACGUCAACUUCAAGAGCUCAAGCAAGUACCAAAACCUGAAAAAAGGUUUCGCCAGGCUUCUUUGCCACCUAAAUCAUCCAAGGUACGGCAUUAAUGUUCAAGCCUGUUUUUUGUUUUUUAAAUUUUUAAUCUGAAGAUUCAUUGGACUAAGUUGCCAAAGCUGCCUCUUUCUCUAUCUUUUCCAUUGGGUGUUAUUCUGGCAUCUGUACAUGCUGUAUUUUGUCUUGGCUUUAUUAGUCACAGAUAUAUAUAGGUGGAUUGUUGACGCAGCUAUUUAUCUAUUUAAAAUACAAGUUUGAGCCCCUUAUGAAUCAUCCAUUCAUGCAGCACUAUCAUCUAGGAGCUGUUCAUGCACAUCUUGCAUUUGGCCUGAUAUUUGGCACGACAACUGGUUGCUAAGUAGUAAAAUGCAGUGGUCGCAUUUUAUGGGUUAUCCUCCUAUAAAGGGCUAUGGAAUUAGGCUGUCAUGAAGAUCUCAUGUUUGUUUUCGAAUUGGCACGAUUAGGCCUUCCGUGUAAAGCAUAUUUAGCUGACCUUCAGCUUGAGAUAUUGACAUAAACAUUAUUUCGA